UCUUCCUGUUCCUCUUUGAUUCCAGCUGCAGUCUGCAGACCUCACUGCAAGUUCUGCAACUCAGACAGGGGAUCAUCAGCUUUGCUUUACACGUUUGAUUAAAUGCAUGUUCGGAAUCCUAGUUGUUUUGGAGUCUUCCUGUCUUUGGGUCCAUGUGCUAGAGACGUCCCUGCUGAGCAUGCUGGGAGUUAUGGUACCAAUGUGUGUUUCCUGCUUCUGUGUAGCUCCCAGUCGAUCACAGCUGAGUAACUAACCAGGUUCCUGAUACUUUGAAGAUCACGUACAAUACACGUCACUGUGUUUGUCAGUAAAGGAGAAACUAUAAGAAUAUCUGACAAAUUCAGUUGCUGAACAAGACAAUGUCUGACAAAACCGAGGACCAAACCUCAGACCUUUCUGAUGCACACAGAGGGCGUCUAGAGGAAAACCCGGGCACUGGGCUAUUAAAUGUGAAGGAAGAGGAUGAGACAGAUGACAUGAAUAGUUAUCAGACUGAAAUACAUUGGUCCCUCCCUGCCGUUGAAGAUAACGCUGAUAUAGUGAAAGUUGAGGUAACAGAAGAUCUGUGUGUGAGGCGUCAGCUGGGAGCCCUGGAUGAGGAAACCAGUGACAGUAUUAGCCCAGAUGAAGAUAAAGCCGAUAUAAUGAAAGUUGAGAUAACAGAAGAAGAUCUGUAUGCAUGUGAUCAUGUGAAGACUGAGGAGGAUGAAGUCCCUAUAAAUACGGCUACAGAUCGUUUAAGCUCAUAUAUUCUUAGUCACGACCGGAGUGCAGAUGAUUCUUUAAGUCUCAUUAAGGUUCAACAAAGCUGUACAAUAAACACAUCUUUUCAGUGUUCUGUAUGUAAGAAAUGUUUUACCAAAAAAUCACGUCUUGAUACUCAUCAGAUGAUUCAUGUUGGAGAUAAGCCAUUUUCGUGUUCUGUAUGUGGGAAAUGUUUUACUCAGAAAGGAAAUCUUAUUGCUCAUCAGAAAAUUCAUACAGGAGAAAAACCAUUUUCAUGCUUUGAAUGUGGGAAAUGUUUUACAUUGAAAUCAAAUCUUAUUGUUCAUCAGAAAAUUCAUAUAGGAGAGAAACGAUUUUCAUGUUUUGUAUGUGGGAAAUUGUUUAUCCAGAAAUCAUCUCUUCAUACUCAUCAGAAAAUCCACACAGGGGAGAAAAAUUUUCCGUGUUCUGAAUGUGGUAAAUGUUUUAUUCAGAAAUCAGAUCUUAAUAAACACAAGAAAAUACAUAUAGAAGAAAAAGUAUUUUCGUGUUCUGAAGAUAAUUUUUUUAUCCAGAAAUCGGAUGUUGUUGUUCAUCAAGAAACUUAUACACGGGAGAAAACCUUUCCAUGUUCUGAAUGUGGGAAAUGUUUUAAAAAAAAAUCAUAUUUUGAUACUCAUCAGAAGAUUCAUGCAGGAGAAAAACCAUUUUGUUGUUCUAUAUGUGGAAAAAGUUUUACCCAAAAAGCAAGUCUUGUUGCUCAUAACAAGAUUCAUGCAGGAGAGAAACCAUUUUCUUGUUCUAUAUGUGGAAAAAGUUUUACCCAGAAAGGGAGUCUUAUUGCUCAUAACAAAACUCAUACAGGAGAGAAACCAUUUUCAUGUUCUGAAUGUGGGAAAUCUUUUAGGAGUAAACCAAAUCUUCUUAUUCAUCAGAAAAUUCAUGCAGGAGAAAAGGCAUUUUCAUGUUUUGUAUGUGGAAGAUUGUUUAUCCAAAAAUCAUCUCUUACUACUCAUCAGAGAAUUCAUACAGGAGAAAAACCAUAUUUAUGUCCUGAAUGUGGGAAAUGUUUCCCCCGGAAAACAGAUCUUAUUAAACACCAGAAGUGUCAUGCAGAAAAGAAAAUAUUUUCAUGUUCUGAAUGUGAGAGAUGUUUUACCCGUAAAACGGAUCUCAUUAAACACCAAAAAAUUCAUACAGGAGAGAAAGUAUUUUCAUGCUCUGAAUGUGGCAAGUGUUUCAACUGGCAACCAAACCUUGUUACCCAUCAGAAAAUGCAUAAAGCAGAAAAAGCAUUUUCAUGUUCUGAAUGUGGGAAAUGUUUUAACUGGCAAUCAAAUCUUAUUAGACACCAGAACGUUCAUAAAGGGAAAAAAAAGUCUUCAUGUUCUUAAUUUGCAAAAUGUAUUAGCUAGAAAUUGUAAUAAUAAUUAGUUAUCAUAAAAUUCAUGCAGGUGUAAAAUAAUUUGUGGUGUCCGGUUUGUGGGAAUUGUUUUUGAAAUAAAUUACUCAACAGAAAAUACAGAUAGGAGACAAAGGGCUAGAUUAUGAGUGGAGCUGUAAUUAUUGCUCCCACUUGCACGCUAUCGCUACUCGAAAGUCUAUAUUUUUCACUUGCGUGCAAACACAAGGACCGCAAAGAGCAGACGUAACAAUAUCACAACCUCGUUAACGUACUCUCGCAUUGACUUAAAAAGAGUCAAAACCUAUACCCGAAUUGCCAUAAGCCCCCCACCCUAAUAACUGUUUGCACCGAUACCAUUUUUUUAAGACUAUGUACAAGUAUUGAUACUUUUUUUUUUUUUUCUUCAAAUACUCGCAGAUAUCAAUUACUGAUACAUUUUUUUUUUUUUUUAAAUGUCACAUGAUUUAAGAUAGCUUCUUUAUAAUUAUGAAGAACUGUAACUCAAAAGACAUGAAAUAAUAAAACAGUUUUAUUUGCUUGUCACAAAGUUGUAAACUCGAAUUUUCACAGAGCAUGAUUAUAAAUAAAAAUAUUUUAAAUAUUAAUAAAAAUACAUAACAAAUGUAAAAUCCCAACCAACCAAAAGUGCAAUACAGUAAAAAAAUCUAACAGUGCACUGUUAAAUCAUGGGGAACACUAUGGGAUAGAUUAAGUUGACUGGUAAGCUUUACCAAAGCUCUCAUUACAUGUCCAACUCCAUUAGUCUAUGGAGUUGGAAAUGUGAACAGAGCAUUUGUAAAGCUUACCAAUCAAAUGUAAUUUAAAUCUAGUCCUAUAAUUGUAGGAUGAGUUUCCAUAGGAAUUAACUUAAUUUGUCAUAUGAACACUCCCGCUGUAAUUAUAUAAGCUAAGGAUGUUCCUCAGAGUACAGUAUGUUUUGAGCAUAAUUGUGCAAGAUGAGAAUUAGUAUUACAGGCAAUCUAGAAAUUGGAAUACAUUUUUCAAAAGUUAGUGGCAAAUUAUUUUUAAGGAACAUAAGCAUCUCUGCAUGUUCAGCUAUAACUCUGUUUCUUAUAUCAGUAAGAUUAACUACCUAGUACAAUUUAUUAACUGCCUAGUACUUCAGGGGUUUGACUGAAUGAGGUACAGUGAUCUCUCCCUGGUCGGCUUUCCAACUGUAUAGUAGCAGCUUUUGGAGCAAUGCUCUGAUGUACAAUAAUACAAAUAACAGCAUUUUUUUCUUGGCAGAACAGAAGUGAACAAUUUUUAGUUGUCUCCACUACAGCUCAAAAUGAAAUGGGAACAUGCAGUUUGAAAAAACGCCACAAGAUGGCGUAUGGGUAAGAUCUGGAGGUAUCGGUUUAAGUAUUGGAGCAUUUGCACAAGUGCAAGUACUUGGUAUUGGUACCGAUACUAGUAUCGGUGCAACCCUACAAAUAACCCCUAAACCACUGCUAAGUACCCGCUACACUAUAGGCCCCUAAAUCACCACAACCCCCAUCACAUAAGUAACCCACUAAUAUCUAAAUCCCCUAACCUAACACCCCAUAAAUUAUACCAAAACAGACUAAGCUUACAUUUUAAAAAAACAAACAGUAUCUUUUUCUAAAAAAAUUUACCCUCAUAAAAUAAAAAACCCCAACCUUACAUUUUAAAAUAAAAACACCUAACCAUACUUUUAAAACUGACAAACCUAACAUUACUUUAAAUAAUUAAAAUAACAUUAUUUACAAAAAAAACUAUUACAAAAAACAAAUUACCAAAAAUAAGUUAUGCCUUUUCUAAAACCCCACUUCUAGUACUAAACUACAGAAAUAGCCCUUGAAAAAAAGGGCCUCUUGUAGGGCAUUGCCUUAAAGUGUCCGCUCUUUUUCUGAGGGGAAAAAAUGCUUUUUUAAUUUUUUCCGGUAAUUUUUUUUUUUAAAGGUACUUUUAUGUUUUUUUACAGGCAAGGCUAGUCUAUUUUGGGGUAACAGAGGGGUGUUCAGUUAAAGGGUUUAAAUUAGAUGUUUGUGGGUUACUUUGUGAUCGGGUUUUAGUGCAACUGUUUCCUCUGGCUAAAUUCUACGUGACCUAAAAGAUCACGUAAAAAAUUUGAGCCCGCAUUUACUUUAAACUUUUAAUACGAGCAGACAUUGCCCCACAUAGAAAAUGUGGUGAGCAUAAAUUACUGCGAUUUCUCGCAAGCUAAAUCAUUGUAAUUUAAAUGGUGUGCCAUUUGUAAUAUGGAAUUGAGCAUCAAGGACACUGUGAUCACACUUGCAUUUCUCGCGCUAACAAUAUCGCCCCACUUGUAAUCUGGCCCAAAGUGUCUUUAUGCACUGAUUGUGGGAAAUGUUUCAUCCAACAAUAUAGCGUUUUAUGCACUGAAAUAUUAAAGGAAAAAGUGUUUACAUGUUCUAAA
Molecule: messenger RNA, 4514 nt
Organism: Bombina bombina (fire-bellied toad)
Lineage: Eukaryota; Metazoa; Chordata; Amphibia; Anura; Bombinatoridae
Product: gastrula zinc finger protein XlCGF26.1-like
Exons: 6
Coding region: 360-2099 (579 amino acids)
Biological process (GO): regulation of transcription by RNA polymerase II
Molecular function (GO): DNA-binding transcription factor activity; RNA polymerase II cis-regulatory region sequence-specific DNA binding
Source: RefSeq, a predicted model, not a curated record